GCCUUCUACUUGAUUUUAAAGGAGAACGUGGUCCCGCACUACCGCAACCCUCGCUCAAAGGUGGAUACAAUUCAAGCUCCUGCUUCAACCUUUUCAAAUCAAGUUGCAAAUACCAAAUAUAAUCACGCUCUCGCGGGAAAUUUUCGAAUUACUCACAUUUGCGAGGGAACCCUCAUCAUUAGGCCGGCACACACUAUAAUAUCUCAAAGCCCACACUCACUAUAAAUACACAUUCGCGCCUGCGCUAAAACUGUUCGUAGAAAUUCUUCACUGAGAUUCACACACAAAAACAAUGUAUGUGGUGAAGAGAGAUGGGAGGCAAGAGGCCGUUCAUUUUGAUAAAAUAACGGCGCGCCUUAAGAAGCUAAGUUACGGGUUAAGCACCGAACACUGUGACCCCGUUUUGGUGGCUCAGAAAGUGUGUGCUGGCGUUUACAAAGGCGUCACCACGAGCCAACUUGAUGAAUUGGCCGCUGAAACCGCUGCAGCCAUGACAGCGAACCACCCUGACUAUGCGUCUUUGGCUGCCAGGAUUGCCGUUUCUAAUUUGCACAAGAACACGAAGAAGUCGUUUUCCGAGACGAUUAAAAUUAUGUACAAUCACUUUAACGAGAGAUCUGGCAUGAAGGCUCCUUUGAUUGCUGAUGAUGUCUAUGAAAUUAUCAUCACGAAUGUUGCUCGUUUGGACAGUGAGAUAAUCUAUGAUAGGGACUUUGACUAUGAUUACUUUGGCUUCAAAACCCUUGAGAGGUCCUAUCUCUUGAAAGUUCAAGGGAAGGUUGUGGAAAGACCUCAGCACAUGUUGAUGAGGGUUGCUGUUGGAAUUCAUAAGGAUGACAUAGAUUCUGCUGUAAAAACUUACCACAUGAUGUCUCAGCGAUGGUUCACACAUGCAUCUCCAACUCUUUUCAAUGCAGGAACUCCUAGGCCUCAAUUGAGUAGUUGCUUCCUUGUGUGCAUGAAAGAUGACAGCAUAGAGGGAAUUUAUGAUACUUUGAAGGAGUGUGCUGUCAUCAGCAAAUCAGCAGGAGGAAUUGGUGUUUCUGUUCACAACAUUCGUGCCAUGGGCAGUUACAUCCGUGGAACAAAUGGGACAUCAAAUGGCAUUGUUCCAAUGCUGCGUGUGUUCAACGAUACUGCUCGCUAUGUUGAUCAAGGAGGAGGCAAGAGGAAAGGUGCAUUUGCUGUGUACUUGGAGCCAUGGCAUGCCGAUAUAUUUGAAUUCUUGGAUUUAAGAAAAAAUCAUGGAAAGGAAGAACAUCGUGCUCGCGAUUUGUUUUAUGCUCUUUGGGUUCCUGAUCUCUUUAUGGAAAGAGUUCAGAGUAAUGGGCAAUGGUCUUUGUUUUGCCCCAAUGAAGCACCGGGUUUGGCUGAUUGUUGGGGUGAAGAAUUUGAGAAACUGUACAAUCAGUAUGAAAGAGAUGGAAAAGCAAAGAAGGUUGUUCAGGCUCAGAAUCUCUGGUUUGAAAUUUUGAAGUCCCAAAUAGAAACUGGAACCCCUUAUAUGCUUUUUAAGGACACUUGCAAUAGGAAAAGCAAUCAACAGAAUCUGGGCACAAUUAAGUCAUCAAACUUGUGCACUGAGAUAAUUGAAUAUACAAGUCCUACAGAAACAGCUGUGUGCAACCUAGCAUCAAUUGCACUACCACGAUAUGUGAGAGAGAAGGGUGUGCCCAUGGAAUCUCAUCCAUCUAAGCUUGUUGGGAGCAGAGGCUCAAAAAACAGAUAUUUUGACUUUGACAAACUGGGAGAGGUUACAGCAAUGGUGACAACUAACCUUAAUAAAAUAAUUGAUGUUAAUUACUAUCCAGUUGAUAAUGCUAAAAGGUCAAACUUCCGACACAGACCCAUAGGUAUUGGAGUUCAGGGUCUUGCUGAUACCUUCAUACUACUUGGCAUGGCAUUUGAUUCACCAGAGGCUCAACAGUUAAACAAGGAUAUAUUUGAGACUAUAUACUAUCAUGCUCUGAAAACUUCUUCUGAAUUGGCUGCAAAAGAAGGUCCCUAUGAAACAUAUAGUGGUAGUCCUAUAAGCAAGGGAAUUCUUCAACCAGACAUGUGGGGUGUGAUGCCUUCAAGUCGUUGGAAUUGGAAUGCACUUCGGGAGACAAUAUCAAAGUUGGGUGUGAGAAAUUCACUUCUUAUUGCCCCCAUGCCUACUGCAUCUACUAGUCAGAUUCUUGGCAAUAAUGAGUGUUUUGAGCCAUAUACUUCUAAUAUCUACAGUCGCAGGGUUCUAAGUGGAGAAUUUGUUGUAGUGAACAAGCAUCUGCUUCAUGACUUGACUGAAAUGGGACUGUGGUCACCUACAGUCAAGAAUAAGAUUAUCUAUGAGGAUGGUUCAGUUCAGAAAAUCCCAGAAAUACCUGAUGAGCUGAAAAUCAUAUACAAGACGGUAUGGGAGAUAAAGCAAAAGACUUUGGUUGAUAUGGCUGUUGAUCGAGGAUGCUACAUAGAUCAGAGUCAAAGCUUAAAUAUUCACAUGGAUCAACCCAACUUUGGAAAGUUGACUUCCUUGCAUUUCUAUGCAUGGUCAAAGGGUUUGAAGACUGGGAUGUAUUAUCUGCGAUCACGUGCUGCAGCUGAUGCUAUCAAGUUUACUGUUGAUACCUCUGUCCUCAAGGAAACAUCAGAGGUGGAGGAGGAGGAUGAUAAUAGCAAGAUGGCACAGAUGGUGUGCUCUUUAACGAACCGAGAAGAGUGUUUGGCUUGUGGAAGUUGAAAGUAUUCCAAAUUAUAAUUUCAUUUUCACGGAUUAGUGUAGGGCCUAAAAAAACCCUCACGUGCAAACAUAACAAUUUAUUUUAGAAGGCACUGCUGGUGUCAUAAGAGUAGGAUUCAAUUCAUACAUGAUAAUCUUAAGCAUUCUUAAUUAUAUCUAGAGUUUUGUAUAGUAUUUAUGGUGUUAAUUUCGUUUGUAUGUGCCCGUUCUAGUAUUAUAAGUUAAGUUGAUGAAAAUAUUGAGAUGUAACCAAGUGAGCUGUCAAGUCAGUUGCUUUGUUUCCUUUAUUUAAUUCGAAUUUGGAACAUCUAGCCCUUGGC
Molecule: messenger RNA, 3042 nt
Organism: Abrus precatorius (Indian licorice)
Lineage: Eukaryota; Viridiplantae; Streptophyta; Magnoliopsida; Fabales; Fabaceae
Product: ribonucleoside-diphosphate reductase large subunit
Exons: 17
Coding region: 293-2722 (809 amino acids)
Biological process (GO): DNA replication; deoxyribonucleotide biosynthetic process
Cellular component (GO): ribonucleoside-diphosphate reductase complex
Molecular function (GO): ribonucleoside-diphosphate reductase activity, thioredoxin disulfide as acceptor; ATP binding
Source: RefSeq, a predicted model, not a curated record